AAUGUGGUUGGUUGGUAAUCGUGUAGAGUGAAAAAGCUGACUUCGAAAUGGUGUUGAGUGUUUUUAGUUUUCCUGAUGGUUUUAAAUUUCAAAAAAUUGCAAAUUAUUCCAACAUAUUUAAAUUUAAAAUAUCCGAAGACAUCGUUUAAGUUCAUUAAUAAUGGAGAGCAGAGUAAAAUUAAAAAGGAGUCUAUUUCUCUGGCUCGACAAUUGCAGGCGAAGAUUAAAUCUACGGGGCCCAUCAGUGUAGCCGAAUACAUGAAAGAAGUUCUGACAAAUCCUGUAUCUGGAUAUUAUAUGCAUCGAAAUGUGAUUGGAGGGAAUGGAGACUUCAUAACUUCACCAGAAUUGGGGCAGCUUUUCGGAGAAAUGGUUGCAAUAUGGUGUUUCAAUGAGUGGCAAAAAAUUGGCUCACCAAUACCACUUCAGUUGGUGGAGAUGGGUCCAGGCCAUGGCUCAUUGGCAGAAGAUGUUCUUAGAGUAUUUGACCGGUUUGGAGUUAGAAAUGAAGUAAGUCUACAUUUGGUGGAGGUAAGCCCUUAUCUUAGUCAAAUGCAAGCCCAGACACUUUGUGAGAAGACAAUAAGACCAUCAGAACCCACACAGCUGUAUUACCAACUGGGCACAACUGCCAAAAAUAUCCCUGUCUUCUGGUACAACAGUAUACAAGAUGUUCCUCGACAAUUUUCUUGCUUCCUUGCACAUGAGUUCUUUGAUGCACUGCCCAUCCAUAAAUUUCAGAGAACAGAAGCUGGUUGGAGAGAAAUUCUAAUAGACAUUGAUCCAGCAGCUGACACAGUAAAGUUUAGAUAUGUUAUAUCACGAAUGUCUACUCCAGCAUCAAAAGUCCUUAUCAAGGCUGAUGAGAAGAGAGACCAUGUAGAGGUUUGUGCUGAGGGUGGAGUGAUCCUUCAGCAUCUUGCUACAAGGUUAGAAGAAGAUGGAGGUUUUGCAUUAUUUGCUGAUUAUGGACAUGAUGGAAGCAAAACUGAUACUUUCAGAGGUUUCCGCGACCAUCAACUCCAUGAUGCCUUGGUUGACCCAGGCUCUGCAGAUCUUACAGCUGAUGUAGAUUUUUCAUAUUUCAAAACAUGUACGGAGGACAAACUCUUAACUUUUGGCCCUGUGACACAAAGAGAGUUCCUGAAGCGGAUGGGCAUUGAUAUACGCCUUCAGAUUUUACUAAAAAACUGUGAUGAAAAGCAGAGAGAAAAUCUUUUGUUAGGAUAUCAUAUGAUGGUCGACCAAGACAAAAUGGGUGAACGGUUUAAAUUAUUUUCACUUUUCCCUUCUGUCCUUAAGGAGCACCUUAUACGAUUUCCAGUCACUGGUUUUGCAGACUCUUGAAACGUGGCUUAUGAGUGCAGCUCACUCGCUCCAGUUCGGAAGAACUAAAUUUGAGUACAGCAGCGAUAGCAUUCAGCAUAUGUCUCUUAGAAUUUGAAUCACUUGACAGUAGGAAACUCAGCACAACAUUUUUCAGGUAUUCAAGAUUGGCUCCUUCACGUGAUUGACAACGUUGUAAUCUGAAAUAACAAUGAAAUGUUAACCCAAAAGGCUGCAAAGAAUUGGGAGUUCAUAUUUCAGAAAGUAGUGCUCAAGUUACUGUUAGCAUUAAAUAUACAGAAAAAAUCCAGUACCUUUCAAAUGUCCGUAAUAGUACAACAGAUCAAUAAUUUAAACUUUAUGUGAUACUACUCGCAGCUUAUGCUGCAGACCCGUUGCUCACAAUGAUGUUUAUUCUUUUAUCAGAUUUUUCUGGUAUAGGUCUUUUGAACAUCCAGAAAUAAGUACAGAAUUAAAGAUAGUGUGGUGGGUUGUGCUCAGUUGUAAACAGAUUGUAUUCAUAAUAAUAAAUCACAUACAAAGCAUUAUUAUGUAAUUAGUCUGAUCUCUGAAGAUAAUACUUUAUAUACAGAUUAAAAAUGGUAACCAUAGUCAGUUCUAAAAGUACUUGAUGUAUCACAUACCUACUUAGGAUUACAAUCUCUUGUCACUCAAGAGUACCUUGUCAUGUCUUUGCAGUAAGAAACAUAAUUUAAAGAUUUUAGUAUUAUGUAUAUGUGUUUGCAUGAAAUUGUAGAAGAAAUGGUAAAUGGAGAUUUUGUAUGACAGAUUUUACACAUUAAAUUCUUAUCUCUUGGACUAGUAUCCAGGCAUUUUGAAAGCUUA
This is a messenger RNA of Zootermopsis nevadensis, 2172 nucleotides long. RefSeq names its product protein arginine methyltransferase NDUFAF7, mitochondrial. The record is from RefSeq and is a predicted model, not a curated record. NCBI's taxonomy places the organism in Eukaryota, Metazoa, Arthropoda, Insecta, Blattodea, Termopsidae. Gene Ontology annotation, biological process: mitochondrial respiratory chain complex I assembly. Gene Ontology annotation, cellular component: mitochondrion. Gene Ontology annotation, molecular function: protein-arginine omega-N symmetric methyltransferase activity.